UUUCGUGCAGUUGUGUUGACAGCGUAGUUUAUGCUACGCCUGUCGUGGCCGAUCUGAAAGGUUCGAUGUUUUUGGUAUUUGAGAACACUUCAGUGCCUGCAUGAAAUCUACCGUUUCCUGGGCUGGGCUGCUAGCAAACCUGAGUAUCACAUCGAGAUGCCUUAGCUGUUGUUCCCCUACUACCAGUACUACUGAGUCCGACGCUGCCGGUAUCGUAGGCCGCGACAAGUAAUAAUUGGUUGGUAUCGAAGAACAGCUCGCACUCAGCGAGCGUCCGAAUUUCAGCUACCAAACAUGUCCGAUCACUGUGCUGGAGACGACUCGUCACAAGCAGCUUCAUUUUCUCAGACAAGUGGCAAACCAAUGCACCCACCGAUCGAUAUCAAAGGCAGUCUUGCAGCAACGCGACGGGAGGCGCACUUUGCCGCUUCGAGAGAUCAUGGAGCUGCUCAACCGACAGCCAGUGGCGGCGACGAGACGGACGGUGGACUGCCUUCAAAGAUGAGCUGGGAACAGGACGGAGUGGCAGAGCUACAGCACGCCAUCACUAGCUGCGGGCCAUCUGACUUUCCCUCGCCGAACAGCCCUUCAUUUGAAGUAAUCAGUGACAGUGAAAUACAACUGGCACCUGCACUGGCUAAACUCAGGAAAUACAAAGAAGAAGACCUGGUGAAUGCAUUUACCCAAGUGUCCAUGAGUGAUGAGGAGCUGGUAGAUAUGCCUAACCCGAAUGCACUGGCAGCAAUGGAAGCCACCACGGGUCACAUCGCGGAGAGCCUGCAUCACAUGAUGGGAAGCAUCACUGCCAACUUACAUGCUAUUUCUGGCAAAACCCGGGUCUGUGUUGGUGCUUACGGUGGUGCCGUUGAUGACCUUGGUGAUAAUGUGGAUGAAACCAUUCAGAUGAUGUAUCAGCUUAUAAUGUACUGCGAGAAAAUCUCACAGAACAUGCAGUAUGUGUAUGCACUGUCCGAUCAACUGAGGAGCAUCAAGGCGACGUUGGCUGUGUUUGAGAAAAUGGUGAAGUAGCGCACCGACAGGCUACCAUUGUUGUGCCUCGAAGCUGAUUUGCAAUAGUGGAAUUGCCAUCUUGGCUACACGGUGACGAUGCUCGGGUAUCUGCUGCUGUCACGCGCACCGCAAAGCUUCCAGCAGCAUACUGAACAUCCGCUUGAUUAUGAGUCGAAUUGGGUGAUGCAUUGGUGCAGCAUAUUGAUCACAGCAACAUGCUGAUUGCCUAUCGAUGGAUUCCGAAUCACAGAGUGCGCACGCUCGUAACAGUGGUGUUAAGCUCCAGUGGCAUGCGAGGCUACACGGAGGAUUGUUGCAAUCAGGAUCAUGUUGCUACAUGUUCUUGCAACUCGGUGACUCAGUCUCUGGUAGGGACUGUAAGUGUAACUCAAUUUCAAGCGGAUGCUGGGCACCUUUCAGGACCUUUGCAUUUGCUUCACUGAGUGUGCGAAAGGAGCCAGUUCUAAACAGCCCCACAAGCAUGUGCAUACAGUCACGUUCUGUACGAAAAAGAGUGAUUGAUCUGACAUAGCCGAUUGCUCUUUUUGCUAAGAUGAGACGUUUGAUAUGGGGACUAUGUGACCCGGUUUCCAGGUGGCUCUGCUCUUGCUGGAUCAUGGAUUGUGAGUAUGAGGAGCAUGUUGCUGUUUCUUCAGAUCGAUCAGUGACUCGACAUCUGAACAGGAUUACCGGUACUUCACGUAGCAUGUGAAGUUGUGAACCAUAAUAUUAUUAUGUCUCUAUUUUCCUUGAAAGUAUUUUUUAAAAGUCUUUUUUCAGAACUAUGUAAGUCUUGUAUAUCCAAUUUUGAGUAGAUUAAGAUAUUGUAUUCUACACUGACUAAUCCUACUUCCACAGCAAUCAUUCACUAAAGUUUUCUGCCCUCCUAUGCCAACUCACUGAGUGCAGAUUUCCCACCGUUGCAUCAUAACCAAAUACCUGUGUCUCGGCCCGUUUUACAUGUAUACCCUGUUGUUCUUUUAGUCCGUUUGGACGCUUCCGGCAGCUUCCUAUCAGAAACAAAUUAUUUUGGGUAAACCACCGCCACUCCAAUUCUCGCUGCCAUUCACUACUGGGUAAGCCGAUGAUUCUGUUUUCCUUCCUAAUUCUUGCUGUGAUUCUUGAGACAACUAUGGCGUUUUCUAGAAAUACAUAGCGCCGUUAUGA
Sycon ciliatum is the source of this 2178-nucleotide messenger RNA. RefSeq lists its product as uncharacterized. The record is from RefSeq and is a predicted model, not a curated record. Lineage: Eukaryota; Metazoa; Porifera; Calcarea; Leucosolenida; Sycettidae. The transcript is spliced from 6 exons. Gene Ontology annotation, biological process: lysosome localization. Gene Ontology annotation, cellular component: BORC complex. The coding region runs from base 295 to 1029 and encodes 244 amino acids.